GAUUUCUCGGCUAAUUUGCACAACACAUGCGCACUUUGAAUGAAAUAUCACGGCCACAGAUUUUGUCGCUGACAAAUAAAAUAUAAUAUUGGCGCAUAUCUGUAUUUCCAGGGAAGACACAUCUGGAAAUGGAAAGGCGCCAUAACCAGGAAGACGGUUCAAAAAAAGCGACUGAUACCGAGGGCGUAACAAAACAGUAUGACACUGAAGGUCUCAGUACAACAGAGUCAGAUAAUUCUGACAAUCUUUCACCAGCGGCGUCGGCGACAAAUUGCGUACAGGAAUCCAAUGCAUCAAGUCGAAACAAUUCUAAGGAAGAACGCAAUGAUAACGGGCGCGGGUACUUACAAGACUGUGAACAUAAACUGGAACAGAAGUCCACUGUACAGUCGCGACAUGAUUCACACUUUGAACCUCGUAGAGGCCGAGGAUAUUCUGACGUUAAUCCUCAAGACUUUUCAGAUUGUGAACUUGUGGAGGAUUCGAAUAAUUCAAGUAAAAACCAGCGGCUCUUUAAUAAAUGUGUACAAGAAACAUGUGGAUUGGAAAGACAUCCUGGAAAUAUAUCUGACAAUGGAUCAUUGCAAGAAACAAAUAACUCUAGCGUACAGUCUCAGUAUCUGUCUGUAGAUGGAAACUCACAGCAAGCACUCACUAUUGCUGAACACUUACGUGAAUCUGAGAUGACACAACCUCAAAGUAUUUGUAUCACUGAAUACAGACAGAAGACAGGAAAUUCCGUUGAACAGUCUAGAACUGUACCAUGCACGGAAUACUUACAACGUAUGUAUAGUGAUGUUAGUGAAUUCCAAACUAAACCAGACACUAAAUGUGAAAAGGAACUGUACCUGGAUAUCAAAUCUUCUACCGAUGUGUUCUGUUCUGUUUCUAAACGUUUUAAAGCCAAACUUUACCGAAAAUUAUUAUUGAAUUUUUUUCUUCAUCAGACUGGAGCACAGUCUGAGUUUUCUGCAAACAAAAAACAAAUAGAUUCUAAACACGAUUUAGAUCGUUAUACAUUUGUUAAAAAAUAUCUGCAGGAACUAGUUACACUCCCUGUGCAAGAUUUUUUUUAUGACAGCCUUAUUUAUACAGUUUUGCCCGUUUCAAGAACACCGGUGACAUCUGAGCAACAGUCGACAAGUAAUUCAUCAAGUUUCUCUGGUUUCGAUCCAUUACUAACUGUAAUUAACAACAUAGCUGAAGGUGAAAGAGUCCCACCACAGAUUACUAUGAGGUAUGAAAUGUUGAGAUUUUGUACUUUGAGAUCAUUUCCCAAAGAAAAUAAGCCGUUUAUAACCAGGCUAGCCGGAGCUGGUUUUUACUACGCUAACUCUGGUGAUGAAGUUGUUUGCUAUUGUUGCGCCAGACGAAAGAGUAACUGGACGGAAUCUGAUAAUCCUAUGGAAAUUCAUAGACAAAUGAACCCAAACUGCAGCUUUCUCACCCGUAAUUCAGAAGUUAAUAUCCCGAUCAGACAAGUAACUGAAAGCUCGUCUGCAGUAUUUACUUCAAGCACGCGCAGUUCAACAAGCGGUACACAUCUUGAAAGUAGUCCAAGAAGUAGUUAUCAGAACAAUCUUGAAACUACAGUACGCAAUCACGCUUCAGUUGUAUCGGCUUCUAACUCUGAUGUCAACCGUGAUUCUACUGAAUCAGAUGUCACGUCUAUACCAAAUACAACUACUGUGACUGGUAUACAAACUCAAAUUUCUGAAACCUCUUCUACAAUAGCUGCAACCAGUGUUACCUUAUCAAGACAAACGAACCAGUCUCUAUCAGUACUCUCAGUUGAUGUUCCCGGAGCGCGAUCAGAGCACAGAUUUACAAACAGCAGUUUGGGAGGCAUAAAUUCCCAAGACUCGCCAAAGUACCCAAAGUAUUACAGUAAGACAGUCAGAUUGACAAGUUUCGUUGACUGUGGAGAUAUUGUGAUCACACCGGAAAAUCUGGCUGAAGCGGGCUUCUUCUACGCUGGUUUCGGAGAUUGCGUCAGGUGUUUCCAGUGCGGUGUAGGAUUACGUCACUGGUCGGAAGAAGAUGAUCCGUGGAUAGAGCACUCCAGAUGGUCAAAGGAAUGUUCCUACGUGCGACAGAUGAGAGGACAGGAGUUUGUUAAUCUCGUGCAAAUGGCAGUACAAUAUUCUCAAAACCAAAAUGGUGAUGACCUGUUGUCACAAGAUACAAGCGGUGCAGCUGGCGGACAAUCCGAUCUUGAUCAAGCAGGAACAGACAGACUGAUGCACACGGAUGCUGCACAAAGUGUUCUCGAGAUGGGGUAUAACCCUGACGUCAUACGGAGAGCUAUAAGAAUGAUCAUUUCGUCAGCAGGUCUUGGAAGUUUAACUGCUGCAAACUUAAUGGAAAAGAUAUUUGAAAUCGAGGAUUCCGAGACGCCACAAAACACCAUACUUGACGGCACAGAAACAAGCCAAGGCCGCCAACAAGACGAACACCCGCACCGCACAUCAACAGUAGAGGCCAGAAAUACCACGGAAGAAGCUAGUAUGUUAUUGAACUCACAAAGAGAGCAUAGUGAAGGUACAGAAAGUAGAGAAGCUAUUGGCGGUAACAGUCGUUCAAUAACCGAUAAGGAAGAGAAUCAGAAACCAGAUGACACAACACCUACAUCAAGAGAAGGCGAAUUUGCCAGUGGUUAUCAAGACAGUGGUUCGAAUCAGAGUAAUACUAUUCAAAACAGUCAAAUGGACAAACCAGCUACUGCAC
Mercenaria mercenaria is the source of this 2727-nucleotide messenger RNA. Its product is annotated as baculoviral IAP repeat-containing protein 3-like. The record is from RefSeq and is a predicted model, not a curated record. NCBI's taxonomy places the organism in Eukaryota, Metazoa, Mollusca, Bivalvia, Venerida, Veneridae. Gene Ontology annotation, cellular component: cytoplasm; nucleus.